AGAAUUCUCUCUGUUAGCUAGUAUUAGCUAGUGAUGAUGAAGAAAAUGGAGCUUAUUUUUGUCUCUGUCCCAGCCAUAGGACACCUUGUAUCAACUGUGGAGUUUGCUAAGCUUCUUGUUGGUAGAGAUGACCGCUUUUCAGUCACUCUGCUCAUCAUGAAGCUACCCAUCGAGCACUCCGCGGUAACUAACUAUAUCCAUUCAGUUUCUGCUUCCGUUUCCGGGUCCAUUCGAUUUGUUCACCUUCCUGAAGCAGACUCAGAUUCAUCCAAUUCUAACCCAUCAUCGUCAUCCUCUAUUGCCUUCUUCCAUAAUAUCAUUGAAAAGCAGAAGCCUCUUGUGAGGGAUGCAGUCCACCAGCUCACUCGGUCUGAGUCGGGUCAACUCGCUGGGAUUGUGUUUGAUAUGAUUUGCCCUUCCAUUGUAGAUGUAGCUAAUGAAUUGGGUGUUCCUUCCUAUGUGUUCUUCUCGUCCAGUGCGGCCUGCCUUGCUCUCAUGUUUCAUCUUCAAACCCUCAAGGACCACCAGGGCGUGGAUGUUACUGAGUUUGCUGACUCGGAUGCUGAGUUGGUGGUCCCGGGUUUUGUCAACUCGGUUCCUGCUCGAGUCUUGCCUGCUGUGGCGGUGGACAAGGAGGGUGGCGGAUCCACGACUUUCCUCAACCGGGUAAGGAGGUUUAGAGAGGCCAAGGGUAUUUUGGUAAAUACGUUUGUGGAGCUAGAAUCUCAUGUGAUUAACUCCUUUGUCGAUGGUACAACUCCUCCCGUUUACACAGUGGGGCCGUUAUUGAACUUACAUAAUGCCAACCACCAGAAACAAGAUAGUGACUUGGAUGUCAUCCAAUGGCUUGACGAUCAACCCACAUCAUCUGUGGUGUUUUUAUGUUUUGGCAGCGUUGGAGCAUUCCACAUGGAUCAAAUCAAAGAGAUUGCAAUUGGGCUUGAGAAUAGUGGGCAUCGUUUCUUGUGGACGCUCCGACGACCUCCACCAAAAGGUAAGAUCGCAAGGCCUACUGAGUAUGUGAAUUUCGAGGAAGUACUACCUGAAGGGUUCUUAGAUCGUACAUCUAAAAUUGGAAAGAUAAUUGGAUGGGCACCACAAACGGCUAUUUUAGCUCACUCUGCAAUAGGAGGGUUUAUAUCUCAUUGUGGGUGGAAUUCUACAUUAGAGAGCAUAUGGUAUGGCGUCCCAGUAGCUACAUGGCCUAUGUAUGCAGAACAACAAUUGAAUGCGUUUCAAAUAGUAAAAGAGCUAGAAAUAGGGGUAGAGAUCAGAUUAGAUUAUGAAAAGGAUACUAGUGAUAUUGUAAAUGCUCAAGAAAUUGAGAGUAGAAUAAGAAGUUUGAUGGAGGAUAGCAAUGACAUAAAAAUAAAUAGGGCAAAGAUGAAAGAAAAGUGCGUGGCAGCCCUAACGGAAGGUGGAUCUUUAGAUUCUAGCAUACAACGUCUAAUUGGAGACAUGAUAACUAAUAUCUCAUGAAGCAAUGUGUUAUCAAAGAAAAGUUAUAAGUUGUUAAAAAUGUUUAUUUCAAUUGCCUUUUAAUAAUAUGUUGGUUGAGUGUCGAUUCAAAAAUUAAGUUAACAGACAUGUACUAUUUACUUAUUUUAAAUAAAAAUAAGCGUAACAUA
Messenger RNA from Vitis riparia (riverbank grape), 1628 nucleotides. RefSeq names its product anthocyanidin 3-O-glucosyltransferase 2-like. The transcript has a single exon. The record is from RefSeq and is a predicted model, not a curated record. Bases 34 to 1479 code for a protein of 481 amino acids. NCBI's taxonomy places the organism in Eukaryota, Viridiplantae, Streptophyta, Magnoliopsida, Vitales, Vitaceae. Gene Ontology annotation, molecular function: UDP-glycosyltransferase activity.